AAAAAAAAAAGAUAACGUAGUGGUUGGUUUGUAUUUAUUUCGUACAAAUCCACCCCUAAACAGAAGGAACGGGUUUCACGAGAAGUGCCAAAACCACUGAGAGGCGAAGCAAAGCUAAAUUAAGCUAACGAGGAGAGAUUGGUGUCAGCUCCGUACCCUCCUCUGCAGUCAUGCUCCUCGUGGACCCCGGUGUGUACAUUGGUGCUGCGGCCGACCUUAACGACACGCAGGCACUGGCCGAUGCCAACAUCACUCAUAUCCUGUCUGUGGACUCUGUUGACCCCGCCCCCCUGACUCCUGCUGGCGACGACGUGUUCCGCAGGAAAUGGGUGUGUGUUUCGGACGAGGCCACAUCUGAUCUCCUGAGUCACAUGAAUGACUGCAACCUGUUCCUCCAGGAGGCUGUGGAUGGAGGGGGGGCUGUAAUUGUUCACUGUCAGGCUGGUCGAAGUCGCAGUGCCACCGUUGUGACGGCUUAUUUGAUGAGAAGACACAAACUGGGCUUCAGUGAGGCGUAUCAUAGACUGAAGACUGUCAAACAGGACGUACAGGUCAACAGUGGGUUUGAGGAGCAGUUGUGUCUCUACGAGGCCAUGGGCUGUGAGGUGGACUUCUCUAGUCCUCUGUACAAACAGUACAGACUGAGCAAGAUUGCAGAGAAAUACCCCGAGCUGCAGCACGUUCCCAGGGAGCUGUUUGCUGUUGACCCCGCCCACUCCAGCUCCUCUGAAGUGUCCUAUCGCUGCAGGAAAUGCAGACGAACUCUGUUCCGUGACUCCAGUCUUCUCAGCCACCGUGUGGGAGAGGGAGCGGCGGCAUUUGGUCACAAGAAGUUCAGUAACAUCACUGGAAAUGUCCAGUGUACGUCUUACUUUAUUGAACCAGUGCAGUGGAUGGAAUCAGCUUUACUCGGGGUGAUGGAUGGACAGCUGCUGUGUCCUAAGUGUGGCUCUAAGCUGGGCUCUUUCCGCUGGUGUGGGGACCAGUGUUCAUGCGGCCGCUGGGUCACUCCCGCCUUCCAGCUGCAUCGCAACAGAGUGGACGAAAUCCGAAAGCUGAACGUACAGAAAUAACAGCCCGCUGAAGGUAUUACAGUCAAACUGCUCAAGUAGAAACAACAGGGCGGGAGCACAACAUUCGUUAUUCAGUACUUCUGUGAAGAAUUAAAUGACAAAUGAAUUUAUCCACUCAAAGGAAAAUAAGGUAGAUGUAUAUAUUACAGCUAAUUUUGGGCAUCCACUUUGACUUUGCCAUUUAUAAUGUGUAAGUAAGAUGUGACUAUUUUGUGAAACAAGCAUGUAAAUAAAAACAUACCUGUAAAUA
Solea senegalensis (Senegalese sole) is the source of this 1323-nucleotide messenger RNA. It is a transcript of the gene dusp12, whose product is annotated as dual specificity phosphatase 12. Gene Ontology annotation, biological process: protein dephosphorylation. The transcript has 8 exons. The coding region runs from base 171 to 1073 and encodes 300 amino acids. NCBI's taxonomy places the organism in Eukaryota, Metazoa, Chordata, Actinopteri, Pleuronectiformes, Soleidae. The record is from RefSeq and is a predicted model, not a curated record. Gene Ontology annotation, cellular component: nucleus. Gene Ontology annotation, molecular function: protein tyrosine/serine/threonine phosphatase activity.